AAGCCCUCUACAUCUGAACUGCACGCCAAAUCCCGCCCUCGCCCUUAACCGCGCCCCUCGUUCUGAGUGCUGUCCUGAGUUCUGUGGGCUCAUCCGUCACGGGAGCGCGCCUCCCAACACCCGGCUCAGCCCUCAAGAUGGCCGGGAUCCCGCUGUACUUUGUGGAUCUGCAGGACGAUCUCGAUGACUUUGGCUUUGAGGAUUAUGGCCCAGACUGUGAGAGCAUGAGAAUAUCUGCAUUCUUGGACAUUCCAGGGCAGGACAACCUGACUCCUCUGGGCAGGCUGGAGAAAUAUGCAUUCAGUGAUAAUAUAUUCAACAGGCAGAUUAUUGCCAGAGGUCUGCUGGACGUUCUAAGAGAUUUUAGCAGCAAUGAGGAAGAUUUUUUAACAGUAAUGGAAAUAGUCGUCCGUCUGUCAGAAGAUGCAGAACCUACUGUAAGGACUGAGUUAAUGGAGCAGAUUCCCCAGAUCACCAUCUUCCUACAGGAGAGCCGUUCUCACUUUCCUAGAGCCUUCUCUGAAUACCUCAUGCCCAUUCUUGUGCGCUACCUCACAGACCCCAAUAAUCAGGUGAGAAAGGCCACGCAGGAAUCUUUAUUGAUAUUACUGGAGCAGGACCUGAUUGAUCAAAAUGACUUGGAGAACAAGGUGUGCCCUAUACUCCUCGAACUCUCAGCCCCUGAAAAUGAUGAUGAAUACAAAGUGGAAGCUGUUAACAUUAUCUGUAAAAUGAUCUCCAUGCUGGGCAGACAGAGCGUGGAACAGAUGCUUCUUCCCCGAUUCUGUGAUCUAUGCAGUGAUGCUAAAUUGUUUCAGGUUCGAAAGGUGUGUGCUGCCAACUUUGGAGAUGUGUGUAACGCAGUUGGCCAGGAAGCCACAGAGAAGUUCUUGAUCCCGAAAUUCCUAGAACUUUGCUCUGACAGUGCAUGGGGGAUGCGUAAAGUCUGCGCUGAAUGCUUUAUGGCCGUUUCCUACAUGACAUCCAGUGAGGUCCGGCGGACAAAGCUCUCACCCCUCUUUAUAAAUCUAAUUAGUGAUCCUUGUCGAUGGGUUCGACAAACUGCUUUUCAAUCUCUGGGUCCAUUUAUUUCCACCUUUGCUAACCCAUCUAGCGCAGGACUUUAUGUAAAGGAGGAUGGAACUCUGAGCAUCAGACCCCCACAAGAGGAUUUUAUACCUGGGGAUUCCUUAGGCACUUCUUCCAGUCCUGAAAGUCACGAAACUGCAAGACCAAGUCAGACAGAUCCCUGCUGUUACUCCAGAUCUGACAAAUGCAAUGGCAUUUUCACAGCAGAUAGUCCAGAGGGGCUUUCUACUGAUAUUGGAUCAGGGGAAGAUGCUACAAGGCAUGGAUGGAAAUUACAAGGCAGCUCCUCACCUGCGGAAAACCGCACAUCUGAUGUGUAUAAUUCCUUCAUGUAUUGGCGCAGCCCAUUGCCUGAUAUCAGUGAGGAGCUGGAACUACUUCCUGUAGAGUCUCUCAAGAAAUCUGAGCUGAACCCCAAGACCAGUCCUUUAUGCACCUCCUAUAUGGCUAGCAAGGAAAUUGAAAUGGCCAUUCAGAGCUUGCAGGGACACAUGGACGAUCCCAACGUACAAGCUCAGGUCCAGGUUCUGUCGGCUGCACUCCGGGCUGCUGAACUUGACUCUGUUAACCAAGAAGAGGGAUUGGAUGUACAGGAGAGGAGCCCUACAGAUGAUACAUCUCCAUCUGAGAAUGAAACUGAUUUUCCACCUUCUAUGGCACAGACAAACUCUCCAGAAUCAGAACCAGCAGAAACUGUAACUCUUCCUACUCAGAUUGAGGAUAUAGUGGAAGACCCCAGUUCUCCUAUUAAAGCUGAGGAUGAAGAGGGAGAUGAGGACAGUCCUUGUGAUGAAGAAAAGCCUAAGGUUCAGGAUGUGGUACCACAGCCGUUAUUAGACCAGUACCUGUCCAUGACUGACCCAGCACGUGCCCAGACGGUGGAUACAGAAAUUACUAAGCACUGCGCGUACAGCCUGCCGGGGGUCGCGUUAACCCUUGGAAGACAGAACUGGCAUUGUUUAAAAGACACAUACGAAACACUGGCAACUGAUGUUCAGUGGAAGGUUCGUAGGACGUUGGCCUUCUCCAUUCAUGAACUGGCUGUCAUCCUUGGGGAUAAGAACACAGCAGCCGAUCUGGUGCCUAUAUUCAACGGCUUUCUGAAAGAUCUAGAUGAGGUGCGCAUUGGCGUGCUCAAACACCUGUACGACUUCCUUAAGUUGCUCCAUGCGGACAUGAGGCGUGAGUACUUGUAUCAGCUGCAGGAGUUUCUCACAACCGAUAACAACAGGAACUGGAGGUUCCGCUAUGAGCUGGCAGAACAGCUGAUUCUGAUCCUGGAACUGUACAAUCCCAGAGAUGUGUAUGACUAUCUGCCAAGCAUUGCUAUGACUCUGUGCUCUGAUAAAGUGUCUGAGGUCAGAAGGAUCUCUUACAAGCUGAUUGUGGCGAUAUUGAAGAAGUUCUAUGCAAAUGGUGAAACUGAACUGGGUAUUAAUUUCAUUAACGAGCUGGUGGUGCAUUUCCGACACUCGUCCAAGUGGGUGGGACGCCAAGCGUUUGCCUUCAUCUGUCAGGCCGUGGUGCAGGAGGAGUGUAUUCCUGCCGAGCAGUUUGUUAUCCACUUGCUUCCUAGCCUUCUCAGCCUUGCCUCUGACCCUGUGCCCAACGUUCGGGUUCUGCUGGCAAAAGCCCUGAAGCAGACACUGCUCGAAAAAGCUUAUUUAACCAGCCUGGGUAAUCAUCAUCUGGACGCUGUGGAGAAGACUGUUCAAGCCAUGCAGCUAGACACAGAUCAGGACGUGCGCUUCUUUUCAGCAGCUGAGCCAAAACGACCCUUAAGUAGCACUCCCCUGGAAGAGUCAGUAGAUUGAUCCUGCUUCAUUCCAUGCUAAAUGUGUCAGACAGUGCCAGACAGAGGCAAGUCUUUCUUUCACUUGUGAUGCUCAUCUGUCUGGCAGGGAAAAGGUUAUAGUGGCAUGCAGUGUUACAUCACAAACACUGAGCGCACCCUUCGGUGGCGGUCAGUUCCCUCGUAUCACACCCACUGGGAGUCCAACCUCAAGGGGGCGCUGAAAUUUUUUUUCCCCGAACAAAGGGCUUCACUAUUCUACCAACGAUUGAAUCCAAUGUUCAGUGUCUGUAUAUACAUGUACAAGAGCAAACCGAGAAGAGACUGUAAACUAUCUACUUCUGUAAUAUGUUUUUAAAUAUAUUUUAUAUAUUUUUUUAACAAAACCUGUGGUUGACAAGCAGGGGUCGGGGGGUGGUGAAUAAAAAAAAAAAUACUUCGGAUAGCAAACAUCCAGGGAGGUUUUUUUUUUUUACGUUUUUGAACUGUAUUUACUUAGAAAUUCAGACUGUUUUGGAAAUGAAUAUUUCCAACCAAAUAGACUCCUGAAAUAGGGGCCAUGAAAUAGGGACCUUGGUACAACUACAGCAGGGACCAUAGUGCUAUCCAUAUAAAUGAAGAUUUCAUUCUCUCUUAUGCAUGGGCAUCAGAUAUUGAUUAGGGCUACAGGACUCUUGGGGUAAUGAUGGCAAUCAGAAUGGCCGCUACAUGGCGUCGGUCAUUCCCAGUUGACUCCACAAUGAUUCUAUUAAAGGUGCUUUGUAUAGAAUCAGGGCUGGGGAUCCUGCGGAGGCUGCAUUAUGGGGUUUCCUGGUACCCCCUCCAAAGAACGAGGGUAGGAGGUGGGAAAGGACUGCUGGAUGCAGCCAUUUGUUUUGAAGGAUCAAAGUUAGGAGUAACUCUGUAGUAUUCUUGGAAUUUGAUCCUGAGGGUAGGACUACAUGGACAUUUUCGGCGCGAUCCAACGCGCUACAACAAAACGCCGGCUUCAAAUCCCUUGCGAUGGAAAUAAGGUAAGUGAAUGCAUUGUUGCAUGGUGUCGCCGCAUUGAUCCGCCGCAACACGACUGAAGGAUGAGGAUGCUGCACACUGUGGCUGUAUCCGACAGUCGAGUCGCGUCGGAUCAGCGAUGCGACUUCAUAUGACAUUUCCAUUACUUACCUUAUUUCCGUCAUAUGCAAUUUGAUGCCGGCAUUUUGUUGCAGCGUGUCGGAUCGUGCAGAAAACGUCCAUGUAGUCUACCCUGAAUCUUGCUUCUUUUAUGGCUGUUUUCAGCAUCUUCUUAUUUAAUCGCAAAAAUUGUUCUGCGUCAGGUACGGCAGUUGCCUCUGUAAACUGCCAGCAACUAAUGUAUAUAACUGUAAUAGUUUAGAAAGUUGGGUACCUGGCUACAUUUUAGGAACGGAACCUACCCCAUCACAACUCAUUCUGCCAGUUCGGAUGGGACCAUUUAACCA
Messenger RNA from Xenopus laevis (African clawed frog), 4338 nucleotides. RefSeq names its product protein phosphatase 4 regulatory subunit 1 like (pseudogene) S homeolog (gene ppp4r1l.S). The record is from RefSeq and is a predicted model, not a curated record. Bases 138 to 2903 code for a protein of 921 amino acids. Gene Ontology annotation, cellular component: cytoplasm. Gene Ontology annotation, molecular function: protein phosphatase regulator activity. NCBI's taxonomy places the organism in Eukaryota, Metazoa, Chordata, Amphibia, Anura, Pipidae. The transcript is spliced from 20 exons.